UAGGUUACAUUCUGUAAGCAAUUUCUCUUCUCUCUCUCUCUCUCUCUCUCUCUCUCUCUCUCCACACCGCUCCUCUCGCAAAUUCCUACAAGCAGUUGGCGGAUAGACAAAAGAUGCAUAUAUCAAUGAAGCAAAUAGUAAGAAAAAGAAAAGUUUUAAGAAUGUAAUUGGUGACCUCGUUUCAGCUCCAAAUAGCCUUAAGAACGAAGAGAUCAGAGAAUCUGGGAAUGUACUGGGUUCUAACGAAGAUGCCAGCUCCUAGAAGGCUACAACUGCGAGAUGAGGUAGCUUCGCUAAUUCCAAAUCCAACUUUACAAUAAAUGAUUGUUUCAGGUUGGAAGAAAAAACAUUGCCAGAAGAAUAAAGAGGUUGAAAUUUGAGAGAUUGUGAUAGAGGCUAUUUCAUAUCAGGUAAAAGAAAUUUAUGCAUCCACCAAUUGAUCGGAUUCAGAUAUUUAAAUACCCAGAAAUUAAUCCACACUUCUCCAGACUCCAGAUGCUCAUCUUUUCUCCUUGUCUGCUCAUCUGAGUGAUCGAAGAUCAACUAUGUUCUUUUUAUUACAAGAGAGAAGAGACACCAGUCGAGCCCAUAAUGAAAUAACCAAUUCAUCUUAUGUUGCCAAAUGACAUUAUUUCUUUGAUCAAAUGACAAAAACCAUGAAAAGAUUGACCUGAUUCUCUAAGAUGCAGCUUUUUACAGGCUUGCUUUGGAAACACACAAGAUACACCAAAUGCCACAUGAUGAUUAAUAGCAUGUUUCUCCAAAACCUAAAUGUUUGUGAUCGUAGAUGGAAGUCAACUUCAUCAAUCAUUUGUCUUCUUCGAAAUUUCUCACUUUGGUCCAUGAAGAAAGAUCCAGAUCUUGAGUUAGCUCUCUCACGAAACCGUAGAUGGAUAGUCAAUAAUCAAAUCAAGAACAUAAUCCUUAGAUACCCAAACCAUGCAGCACCUAUCAAAUAUCUCCAGAAAAAGUUCAAGACUCUUGAUCUUCAAGGAAAAGCGCUCAAUUGGCUUAAAAAGUAUCCUUGUUGUUUUGAUGUAUAUCUUGAGAACGAUGAGUAUUAUUGUCAAUUAACAAAGCGGAUGAUGUUUUUGGUGGAGGAAGAAGAAGCUGUGAAAGAAAUGCAGGAACCUGUAUUUGUCGAGCGGUUAGCCAAAUUGUUGAUGAUGAGCAUGAAUCAACGGCUUAAUGUUGUUAAGCUAAAUGAACUGAAAAGAAAUUUUGGGUUUUCAGAUGAUUAUUUGAUCAGAAUUCUACCAAAAUAUCCUGAUAUGUUUCGACUUAUUAACCACAGUGGGAGGAGGAGUUCAAUGGAGAUUGAGCUUGUACGGUGGAAUCCAGGCCUUGCAAUUUCUGCAAUUGACGCAUCAGCUCAAAAGAAAGGGUGUGAACCCCAUUUUGCAUGUUCUUUGCCCACGACUUGGGUUAAGUCAUGGGAGAGAUUUCGAGAAUUUAAUUCCACACCUUAUAUUUCGCCUUAUGCUGAUGCGAGGGAUUUAUCAGAGGGUUCAAAAGAGAUGGAGAAGAGAACAGUGGGUUUAGUACAUGAGUUGCUUUCGCUGACCCUAUGGAAGAAGCUGUCGCUUGUUAAACUAGGUCAUUUUAGUAGAGAGUUCAAUUUACCGGAAAAAUUGAAUGUUCUGCUGCUCAAACAUCCUGGUAUCUUCUAUGUCUCGAAUAAGUAUCAGAUUUAUACUGUUCUUCUUAGAGAAGCAUAUAAUGGAUCAGAAUUGAUCGACAGGGAUCCACUUGUUGUGGUGAAGGAUAAAUUUGGGGAUUUGAUGCAGGAGGGGCUUCAUGAGUACAAUCAGAGGCACCGUUUAAUCAAUCUAGAAAAGAAGAAGAAGGAAGGAAUAGUAUCUAUAAGGCCAGAGAAAAGAAAGAAUAAUAGCAUUGAAAUGCCUGAACAAGAUGAUAAUGGUGAUAAGCUCAGACGUUUGUUCAAUCCUGAGGAAAGAAAACGGUUUUAUAAAGUUCUUUUUGAUGAUGAUGCCCCAUGAAAAUCUUCUUGUAUUUCUUUAUUUAUUUAAUUUUUUUUGCUCUCAA
Jatropha curcas is the source of this 2046-nucleotide messenger RNA. NCBI's taxonomy places the organism in Eukaryota, Viridiplantae, Streptophyta, Magnoliopsida, Malpighiales, Euphorbiaceae. The record is from RefSeq and is a predicted model, not a curated record.